CAGACUCACAAAUCUCCUAAAUUUUGCGGGAUUGCCUUAAAAUAGUAGCCAUUAAUGGGGAAAAAAAGACAGCUUUAUCAAUGGAGUCGCUUGCACUUCGGCAAGCCUCUCUCUCAACCUCACAACAAAAAAGAGCCAAGAGACCUCGUCAACCCCCACAAGAAUCUCGAUCAGGUUCCAUCCCAAGCAUCAAUUUUGUUCCUUAUAACCCUCCCUUUUCCCCUCCUCAAUCUCUUUUGUGUUCCUCAUUGCGCUCGCAGGUCCAGUUCGUCAUUAAGAACAAUGAGCGAAGUUAUGGACCGAAAGCAUGGUCUUGAAGGCCACGUUGAGAACUCGGAGGAUGAGAGGAAAAUAAAGUCAGGAUCUCUGAAGAAGAAGGUUUCAUCGAAGUUCAGGAAUUCCUUGUCCAAAAGGGGUAGGAGAAGCAGUAAAGUGAUGUCUGUUGCCAUUGAGGACAUCCGUGAUGCUGAGGAAAUGCAGGCUGUCGAUGCCUUCCGCCAAACUCUUAUUCUUGAGGAGUUGCUUCCUUCCAAACAUGAUGACUACCACAUGAUGCUAAGAUUUUUGAAGGCCAGGAAAUUUGACAUUGAGAAAGCAAAGCAAAUGUGGUCUGAUAUGCUCCAGUGGAGGAAGGAAUUUGGUACUGAUUCUAUCUUGGAGGAAUUUGAAUUCAAGGAGCUUGAUGAAGUCCUAGAGAUAUACCCACAAUGCCACCAUGGGGUUGAUAAGGAAGGCAGGCCUGUUUACUUUGAAAAACUCGGGCAAAUCGACUCCAACAAAUUAUUGCAGGUCACAACUUUGGACCGUUACAUGAAGUACCAUGUUAGGGAGUUUGAGAGGUGCUUUGCUGUGAAGUUCCCUGCUUGCUCUUACGCAGCAAAGAGACACAUUGACCAAAGCACAAGCAUCCUUGAUGUGUCUGGUGUGGGAUAUAAACAAUUCAACAAGGCAGCGAGAGACCUCAUUGGCCGUAUUCAGAAAGUCGAUGGUGAUAACUACCCUGAGACGAUGUGCCGCAUGUUUAUCAUCAAUGCAGGUCAAGGAUUCCGACUUUUGUGGAACACCGUCAAGAGUUUCCUUGACCCAAAAACUACCGCAAAAAUUCAUGUCCUAGGGAGCAAGUAUCAGAGCAAACUGCUUGAGGUGAUUGAUGCCAGUGAAUUGCCAGAGUUCCUUGGGGGUACUUGCAAAUGUGCUGGUGAAGGAGGAUGUCUUCGCUCAGAUAAAGGACCGUGGAAGGAUGCCGAGAUGAUGGGGAUGAUUCAAAAUGACAAGAAUGGAAAGUCAAAGUCCGGUCCUUUAGUUGCUGAUGAGAAAACAAUCUCUGAGGAUGAGAUAGUGUAUCCGAAGAAGAGAGACUCCUUCCGUGGGGAGAAGGAUUCUUGCACCCGGAAACCACAUCUAGCACCUGUUCAUGAGGAAUUUUGCAGUCCCGAUUAUGAGGCCCAAUCCAAUCAAGUAGAUUUCCCUACUCCUGAUGAUGAUAUCCCGAUGGUUGAUAAAACCGUGGAUGCAGGCUGGAACAAGGAAGCAUCCAAUGAAAAACCCGACAUCUCGAAAGCACCAGAGGCUCCAGGUUUGUGUACUUUCCCUGAUGCUUGCAAAACUCAAACUCAAGAAGGACUUCUUAGUAACAAUCUGAUUUCUGGAGUAAUGGCCGUUGUCAUGGGCUUUGUGACUGUGAUCAAAGUGACACGUGCAGUGCCCAAGAAGAUCGUUAGUGCGGCGAUGGAUUACACGAUGCAAGCAGAGGCCAUGUCAAAGCAGCACCAACAGCAGCCACCUGCUCCUGUUCCGACUGUUUCCAUGGCUGAAUUCUCUGUGGUUGCUAAGAGGCUCGGGGAGUUGGAGGAGUGUCUGAGAGUGAUGAGCUCGAAGCCACCUGAGUUCUCCUUUGAGAAGGAGCAAAUGCUCAAAUCUGCAACGAGUCGUGUGGAUAAAUUGGAGUCUGAGCUUCAAUCAACCAAGAAGGCUCUUCAGGAUGCACUAACUCGACAGGAGGAACUCCUUGCUUAUGUUGAGAAGAAGAAGAAAAAGAAGAGGAGAUUCUUUUGGUCCUCCAAAUCCUCCGCUUAGCUGCUUUGUGUCUUCCCACUGGUUGAAGAUCCCACUCUGGAGGUAGAUGUACAAGGCCAUGGGAGCUUGCAGCCUGUUUCAGUGAAAGAGCUGUAAAUUUGAGGAAUACAUAUACUUAGUUACUCCUUUAUGCGUGUGUUUGGAAAAAGAGAUCCAAGGUUCUGGAUCAAAAAAAGGAAAAAAAAAAAUAUAACUAUACUCCUUGUGUUUGCGAAAAGAGAUGCGAGGUUCUGGAUAAAAAAAAGAAAAAAAA
Molecule: messenger RNA, 2329 nt
Organism: Asparagus officinalis (garden asparagus)
Lineage: Eukaryota; Viridiplantae; Streptophyta; Magnoliopsida; Asparagales; Asparagaceae
Product: phosphatidylinositol/phosphatidylcholine transfer protein SFH12-like
Exons: 16
Coding region: 55-2076 (673 amino acids)
Source: RefSeq, a predicted model, not a curated record